CGCCAUCUUACAUAUCUGCCGGGAAUUCGAAUCAUUGAGCUCGAAUAUAAGGAGGGAGGGAGUGGGGGGGACGGAGUGCUUCCAUAUAUCAGGCAGACGAUGGAUGCGAGGAAGUGCAACACAACGACUCACUCAUGUUUACAAUGAAGGCAGCAAUCACAAGUCUCCUGCUGGCGGUGGUGGUGGCGCUGAGCGAUGCCAGGAUGGAUGCGCUGCGUCACGUGAGCACCGGCAAGUGUCCGUCCAUCACCAACAAGCAGGACCUUGAAGUUGUCCCAUACUUGGGAACCUGGUAUGAGAUCGAGCGGUUUGAAGCACGGUUCGAAGAGGGCAUGGACUGCGUGCACGUCCAGUACUCUGAUUUGGGUGAGGGCGUGGUGGAGGUGCACAACAUGGCUCGCACUGCAGAGGGAGAGUUCGCAGACAUCGUGGGCACGGCGACUGUGUUGGAGCCCGGCGUGUUGCUGGUCGUGUUUCCUGAUGGCGUCCCUGCAGAGUAUCACGUUCUGGACACAGACUACACUAACUUCUCUGCCGUGUAUAACUGUGAGCAACUUGGAGAGCUCCGCUACGAAUUCGCUUGGAUUCUCGCCCGCCACACCACGCUGGACCAGGACAUCUACGACCAUGCCCGCAAAGUGUUCCAGGACAAUGGUAUCGACGUGAGCCAUUUCCAGUCCACCCACCAAGGCGAGGACUGCCCCUACUCGACUUAGUAUCUCACAGCCAAUCAUAUAACAUUCAGGUCAUAUAAAUUAUUCGCUUUCAGUUUUAUUAUGAAAAGUUUUAUGAAGAGUUUUUUUUUUUCAGUACAAUUGUAAGAUUGAACGAAAUUCUUAAAGCAAUAUAUCACUCUGUCAGGAAGUUUAUCUUCUUUUAAUAGCUUUGAAUGACCAAACAUAACUUUACCUACGUCAGUAGCCAGCACAUGACUGAUGCACAUAAUUAUGGAUGAUUAUUUGGCUUUUUUUUUUUUAUCUGUGUUAGUAGGAUAAUGAUGAUCCUACAAUUUCCAUCUCACGCUGACUUGCUCACCCCCGUGUUGUUGCCCAAAUGACUGAGUCAUGACUGGCAAUGAAGCAUAAAGUUUACAUACAUUAGAUUAAGAAGCAACUGUCAAAUAAAUGUUUCCAUUACAUCUAUAUACAA
Molecule: messenger RNA, 1149 nt
Organism: Scylla paramamosain (green mud crab)
Lineage: Eukaryota; Metazoa; Arthropoda; Malacostraca; Decapoda; Portunidae
Product: apolipoprotein D-like
Exons: 6
Coding region: 135-716 (193 amino acids)
Biological process (GO): response to reactive oxygen species; lipid metabolic process
Cellular component (GO): cytoplasm
Molecular function (GO): pigment binding
Source: RefSeq, a predicted model, not a curated record